Molecule: messenger RNA, 438 nt
Organism: Schistosoma guineensis
Lineage: Eukaryota; Metazoa; Platyhelminthes; Trematoda; Strigeidida; Schistosomatidae
Source: the annotation of a GenBank genome assembly
AUGUCUAUUUACUUUGAGAAUAUAUCCAAGGAAAUUGAUGAAAGCAAUUUACAGUCGUGGAUUGAUUAUCAAUACCAUUGUAUAGAUGAUACAACGAACAAGUCUAUGUUCGAAUCGUACAAUCGAAUUAACGUUCCAGUAAACUUGAUCAAACAUCGUACUUUGGUGGAGUUUGAACCGAAUACAGAAACGUGUUACAUUAAAGAUUCAGAAGAAACAUGUCUAUCUGCAUCUAAACCGAAUAUGACAUGUUAUUGGUGUUCAAAAGCUAAUACAUGUACCAAUGGUAAUGAUACACAUAUUGAUCGUUGGAUGGAAAAAGAUUGUCAUGCCACUAAAUCAUCUGCUUACUUAUAUGCAUUGAUACCAUUAGUUAUAUGUUUCCUGAUUGUAUGUGUUGGAUUUGUCAUAUGGUUUAAAUUAUCUAAAGGAAAGUAA